GAACCGGGCGGCGCUAGGACCGCGGGGAGGGGCCAGGCGAGGUUGGGCCGGAGUAAGCACGGUGCACUUUUCUGUCCAUUCAUUCAUCUUUCAUUCAUCGAUCGCCUUGACAUUAAGCUGUAAUAUUUGCUCGGCAGACGACCAAAGACUGUUAGAAGUGAAACGGGGAGCAAUGGGACGAAGAGCCAGGGAAAACAGGCACUUGGAUACGGAGGAUGUCUUCCUGGAGUCAGAGACUUCGAUGGACCAGCAGGAUUUGAGCGAGGUGUCUAUUAAUAACAUCUUCGCCGGCGAUGACUCCUCAGUGGAGCAGAUGGACACGUUCUUCAAAAAUGUUCAAGUUUUAUUGGAAGCGGCCAGUUUUAUAGAGAGAAGCGAGAAUAAAAAUGGAAAAUGUGAACAUGGAUAUGCAUCGACCUUUCCUUCCCAUCAGGACUCCAGUUAUCAAAGGCAAAGAAAAUUCAGGAAUAAAAAAUAUAACAACACCCACAACAGGUCGACGCACAACGAGCUAGAGAAGAACAGACGAGCGCACCUCCGGUUAUGUCUGGAGCGAUUAAAGGCACUUAUACCACUGGGACCAGAUUGCAACCGACACACAACAUUGGGGUUGCUGAACAAAGCCAAGGCACAUAUUAAGAAACUUGAAGAAACAGAUAGGAGAAGCCAACACCAGCUGGAGAACUUGGAGAGGGAGCAGCGGCACUUACAGAGACAGCUGGACCUGCUUCGAGGGAUCCAGAGUGGCGAGCGAAUAAGAAUGGACGACAUAGGAUCUACCGUGUGUUCUGACCGCUCGGACUCUGAAAGAGAGGAGAUCGAGGUGGAUGUGGAAAGCACAGAAUUCUCCCAUGGAGAAAUGGAUAACGUGAGCACAACCAGCACCAGUGACCUUGAUGACCACAGCAGCCUGCAGAGCAUGGCCAGCGAUGAGGGCUACUCCAGCUGCAGUGUUAAACUUGCCUUUACUACCUAGAGCCCAAUGGUGGCCCGGGGAUGACGAUGAUGGCAGCUGGAAUCCCUGAGGUGCACAGACCGACCGCGUGUGAAUCUUGCUUCAGAUUUUUGUUUUUCUUUUUUUUCCCCCACAGCCUUAAUUAGUAAAGCAGGAGAUCUUUGCAGGUCAUGAAAUCAAACACAGUAUUAACUUGUGUCGCGCCGCGCUAGCAUAAUGGCGGAGAAACGCAACGCUACAGAGGUGGCGUACAUUGGAUUAGGCGGGUUGGAGAAGUUUUUCCUUUUUUUGUGGAGUGAACUGCACCAGUUUGAAAUCAAAAGCAAUGGUCCGUCACAGAAUUUGAUAUCUGUAUUUUUCCAGAAGCAAUUUUAACGCCGGAUCUUGCUGGUCAUGGAGUUGAGAGGAGUCGGCAAUUUGCUCUUAAGAAUUUAUCUUAUUUAACUUUUCUAUAUUUAUUAUAUUUUGUUGUUAAUGUGGUAAUGCGAAACAGAUCACAGGGCAUGAUGUGACUUAUCUCUGUUAAAUCUCUUGUAAAAUAUAUUGAAAAUGUUAUUUUUUAGUAGAAAAAAAAAACAAAAGACAAACAUCCAUGGAAGGGAAAAUACGCAGUCAAAUUAGGUGCAGAUUGCAAACUGGGAAGACUGGGAGCAGAUCUACAUAGGAAAAAAAAAAACAGAAAAACUGAAGCAAGUUCACAUCUAAAUCCAGGGGGCCCAGUGGGCUAACAUCUUACUGUCACAUUCUUCUGGAAAAUGGAACAAAACAAACUCUAAAAGCUGGGAUUGCAACUCCUUGCCAUAUCAACAUUUCUGCUGGUGAACAUUGUCAAUGGUGUAGCAGUUUACCCCAUCGUGCUCUACCACCCCAGCUCUAAGAUCGGUGCUAAGCUGAUUUCAUGUCGUCAUAACAGUCACAAUGGCUACACAGCAUGGCCUUUCACGUUGACCAGGAAGACAGAUACGACAGCUGUUCAGAAGUGUGGUAAUGCAAUAGAAAAGGAAGGGGAGAAAAAGAAGGUGGUCCCCUCUGGAAUGGGUUAGGAGGUCCAACCAAGGAUUCAAAUUACUAACACUUGUGAGCAAGAAUUUAAUAGCAGAGUCCUUAGCAAUAACAGCUACUCAUUUUGACUUGACUGUCCUGUCACGUACACGAUAAAAAACAACACUAGGCUCAGAAUUUAUACAAAAAUCAAUAGCAUUGUAUAAUGGGAACCAUCAGUACGAGCUUUAGAAUGCAACUGCGAUCAAACAUAAAAUCACAGACGUCCCUGAACAUGGCGAAGGGCACAGCACAAAGCAUCACUUGGACAAAACACUAAAACAAGGCCGAGCUGCCCCAAUGCCCCCGGGCACUUCACUGCUCAGUGCCCCAUGAAUGAUUUUAGUAAAGGGGAGGAAUGAGCAGAGGGAGCAUCACUCAGAUACAACACUAAAAGCCACUGUCUCGCCCCCACUGGGCUGGGGGUCACUGACCAGGCUUACCCCUCAACUCCCUGAUGACUGCGAGGAGACCAUUCAGUCCAUCAGCUUGUCCAAAUGCUUCUUAAAGGUUGUCGAGGUUUCUGCUUCACCUUGAAGCUCACCAGUGACUGCCCACUCUCUUCUGGCUGCUCAUCCUCCAUGCCAUUUAAAACUUGGCCUACUACUGGCAUCCAGAGACCCUUUAAAACCCCCUCUGGGGUUCACUUCCAGGAAGCCCUACAAAGUUGCCAGGUCAGAGUGCCUUCACUGCUACCUUGAGAGUCCACGAUUUUGUUUAAGAAUUUCGGGACCCCUGAAGUCCCACAGGACGCCCUUUCCCCCGACAUCCUUCUCUCACCCUGGUGCCUUAGAACGUUCUGCUUCCAGGGCUCCCUCUAUGAAUAACCAAGGGCCACCACAGCCACUGUCCAUACCUGUAAGCCUAAAAGCUGUGUUUAUUGGGCACAACAACACAAUAAAAGUCACCGCCUCCAAUUGUGCUUUUAACAGUGAGCACUACUCUGAGCUUCCUAAUAUUGUUGUGAGGGAAAAAAAUAAAUAUGGACACAAAAUCCAGGAUUGGUUCCCUGCCUUGUGCCCUGUGUUGGCUGGGAUUGGCUCCAGCAGACCCCCGUGACCCUGUAUUUGGAUUCAGCAGGUUGGAAAAUGGAUGGAUGGACAAAAUCUAGUUAUCCACCGUAGUAAAAGGAUACGUAUCUGUGUCUGUUAUUCCAACAGGUGGCGUAUCACAGACAUCUGUAGUAAUAAAAUGCAUUACAUUUGUUGUUCCAACAGACAGCACAUCACAAAUAUUAACAUUGUUAUAUGCCAUACAAUAUAGGAAAAGCAGAGAUAUAUGCAUUUCAUUUGUCAUUCCAACAGAUGGCAUAUCACAAACAUCUGUAGUAAAGCAUCUCGUUUGUUGCUAUAAAUGUUUAUGAUGCGCCAGCUGUUGGCAUCACAAAUGCACUACAAAAUACAUUCCAACAGGUGGUGCACUGCAGACGGUUAUAUUGAUUGCUUAGACUUCAAGCCGUCUUGGAUGCACAGCUACCAAAUGAAUUAAUUAUAUAGUGCCUUUCAUAAGCAGCACUAUAUCGGGAGUGCUUCACAAAGCAACCGAAGGUGACGCCACAAAGCAAAAUCAAUGUGUUCAUUAGGGGGUCCGAUAGAUGUACACACAUGGGCCGAAACGCUGCACUAUAACACUCUGCGACCCGAAAUGAAAGGCUCAGACUGAAACGCCGAAACACUCCCUCACUUCACCAGUUUUACAAAGAAGAAGCCAUCCAGUGAAUGACAGAAACGUCAAAGCAAAAUGAGUACAUUGUGGUGUUUCAUUUACUUUCAAAUGAAAACUACUAUUUUGUAAAAUGUUACGUGAGGCACACUUUUAUAACAUCCAUUUAAAAAUGAAUGGACAAAAGAAAAAAGCGAGAACUUGCCUCCAUUUUUAUAGCCAUGCUUGGCCACUGUGGCAAUGGCGGCUGAUUGUCUUGAGAUUUUUUUUCCCCAAGUUGCACUUGAGGUUUGGCCACUCUCUCUCCUCCUCCUUUAGUACUUCUUCGAGUUGUUGUUUUUUUUUAUUAUUUUAUUUUAAUUUUCCUUUAUUGAAAUGACCAACUGCUUUGCAUCUUUUUCUAUCAAUGGCCAAGACCUCGCCGAAGAGAUUUGGUUUAAAAUGUAUUUUAUUUUUUUUAAUUCAUGUUUAAUUUAAGAAUGUCCACCCCCAGAUAUAAAAGGUAACUUAUUGAUGGAUUCUUAGGUUGUUUUUGUUGGAUUUCUUUCAUUCUUGUUAUUUUUCCCUGUUUGGAGCGUUCGGAGGACGUAAAUAAGUUAUUAAUAAACAAAGUCUGAUCUAGCAGUGCA
Messenger RNA from Erpetoichthys calabaricus (reedfish), 4287 nucleotides. RefSeq names its product max interactor 1, dimerization protein (gene mxi1). Gene Ontology annotation, biological process: regulation of transcription by RNA polymerase II. The record is from RefSeq and is a predicted model, not a curated record. Gene Ontology annotation, molecular function: DNA-binding transcription factor activity, RNA polymerase II-specific; RNA polymerase II cis-regulatory region sequence-specific DNA binding; protein dimerization activity. Lineage: Eukaryota; Metazoa; Chordata; Cladistia; Polypteriformes; Polypteridae.